Molecule: messenger RNA, 2877 nt
Organism: Chaetomium globosum CBS 148.51
Lineage: Eukaryota; Fungi; Ascomycota; Sordariomycetes; Sordariales; Chaetomiaceae
Exons: 3
Coding region: 1-2877 (958 amino acids)
Source: RefSeq, a predicted model, not a curated record
AUGCGUCGCCAACUCCUCACCGGAUUGGCCGUUGCAAGCCUUCCAUUGACCUGUCUUUCGUUGCUCGAGGAAAGAUUCGUGGCAUUCGACAACCGGGACGUUGCAAGCUCACAGCUGGCCAUCACCAACGCCCCGAUUCUUGUUUCCCAGGAUGACUUUGUUGGAGUGCACAUUGCCGCGAAUAGCCUCGCACGGGAUCUUCGUGAUAUCACCGGUGUCCCGAGGGCGGUCAGCAAUGCGACCUUGUCUAACAUCACCGCAAAAGCAGACAUCGGCACCGUCAUCGUGGCUGGCUCUGCCGACUCCUCGUUGAUCUGCGACCUCGCAGUUAACGGACACAUCGACAUUUCCGACAUUGAAGGCAAAUGGGAGACGUUCAAGACUACCGUGAUCAAACUCCCGGCUCCUAGCAAUGGUCAGGCUUUGGUCAUUGUCGGGAGCGAUAAAAGGGGCACCAUAUUUGGCAUCCACACUCUCGCCGAACAAUCCGGCCAGUCCCCCUAUCACUGGUUUGCCGACGUACCAGCGCAGAAGCACGCCCAGAUAUUGGCUCUCAAUAAAACAACCAUCCAUGGGGAGCCCACCGUCAAGUACCGCGGCUUGUUCAUCAACGACGAAGAGCCUGCCCUCAACACGUGGUGGGCCCGUCGCCAUAACACGACGCGCUACCCCCUCGACACCGAGUUCUACGCUCACGUUUUUGAUCUUCUCCUGCGUCUAAAAGCCAACUACCUCUGGCCCGCCAUGUGGAAGUCCUUUACGCCGCCGCCGGGAAAUAUCUUCUUCACAGACGACCCAGGCAACCAGCAAUUGGCGGACGACUACGGCAUCGUCAUUUCGACAUCCCACCACGAACCUCUUCAGAGGGCCACGAAUGAGUGGAACGAGACGAAGUUGGGGCCAUGGGACUGGUCGACAAACAAGGACAACAUUACAAGGUUCAUGGACGAGGGCGUGGCGAGGGCAGGGCAUAACGAAUCGUACUUCACCAUUGGGCUGAGGGGGCUCGGUGAUGAGGCAGCCAACACGGAGAACGCGAUCGAAAUGCUGAAAGAUGUCUUUGAGACCCAGAGGGGCAUCAUAAAAAAGUACCACGGCUCUGAAACAGCAGUGAACCAGGUCUGGGCGUUGUACAAGGAGGUUGCAUCAUAUGACGAUGCGGGCCUGAAACCAGCUGAGGACAUCACAUUACUGUUCCCGGACGACAACCAGGAGAACGUUUACCGACUGCCCACCGGGAACGAGAUUGAGCGGGAGGGUGGCUCGGGAAUCUACUUUCACUUUGAGUACGUCGGGCUGCCGCGGUCGUAUAAGUGGCACAACACCAACAACCUGGCCAAAGUUUACAAGGAGCUUUCCCACGCUCAUCUCCGUGGCGCGAACCAGAUUUGGAUCAUGAAUGUGGGCGAUAUCAAGCCCAUAGAGCUACCCCUGAACCUGGCCAUGGACCUUGCCUGGAACGCUUCAAGCAUCAGUUAUGAGUAUCUGCCAUCGUACCUUGCCCAGUUCGCCGCUCGAGAGAUUGGAUCUGCGCAUGCCGGGGAUAUUGCUGAGGUCCUGAUGGAGCAUUCCCGACUCAUCGGUAUGCGGAGGUACGAGCACAUCACGCCGGCCACCUACUCCACACUUAAUUACCACGAAGCAGAAAGGAUCCUCGCCCUAUGGCAGUCACUUGCCGCUCAAGUCCGUAAUGUGGCAUCACAACUCGAUCCGAACUUACACCCUGCAUUCUUCCAGUUGGUCGGCCACCCCGUCUUGUCAGGGGCUACAUAUCACUCCAUCGCGAUCAACACGGCAUUCAACUACAGGUACGCACUUGAGCGGCGAAACUCGGCCAACCUCCUUGCAUCGCAGGUCCUGGCGGAUUUCGAGACAGCCUACGACCUCGUCGAGGAAUGGGAUGACAUGCUAGAGGGAAAGUGGGCGGAUAUGAUGUCCCAAGCCGUGUAUGAUGCCGUCGAAGAGCCCAAGAUGUGGGCUAACCCGUCGCGGGACAUUCUCGCCAAUCUGUCCUACGUCCAACUGCGCCAGAAUAUGCAGUUCUCCCUGGGAAGCCUUGGCCUGUACGCCGAAGGGUCAUCCAACCCCGUUCAGCAAGGACGGUGGGCAGAGUCGGUCGACGCAUCCAUGCCAACGACUGACUUCGCUCCGGUACUCCCGCAGAUGGACCCCUAUGGCCCCAGCGUGCGUCACGUCGACGUAUUUAUGCGCGGUGACUAUCGCGUCCCGCUGACCUGGGCCCUCGACCCGCUGCCAGUUCCCUGGCUCUCCAUCACACCUGCAAACGGCACCUUAAACAAGGACCACCCCGACGCCCGGCUGAACGAAUCAGGUCCACGCCGGCCCGGUACCCCUAUUUUGACCAAAUCCACAUCCCAGUGCUCAACUUCCAGGCCCCUCCAUCCUUCACGGGCUUCCCCGAAUCAGCCGGCUACAUCUCGAUCGAAGCACCGCACUUCUUACCUUCUUCCAACAACGCUACUACCACCACCACCACCACCACCACCAACAGCACUUACAACGAAACCACCACCCCCAUCUCCCUCGUCCCCAUCCCCCACCUCGGCACACGCAGCACAUCCGGCUCCCUCGCGCUCCCGCCCCUUCCUCGCCGCGCGCGCCAACCCCACCGCCGCCCAAUCCGCUUACGCCACCUACCCCAUCUACCUCUUCACCCCCUCGGCCAACCUCACCGCCACCAUCUACAUCAACGCCGGCCUGGACACGGACCCCAACCUCAAAAUGGCCUUCUCCCUCACCUUCGACGACCAGCCCGCCAACUUCACACGCGUGCUGGGGGAAUCUCCGACACGGCUGUCCGAGUGUGGUCUCGAACUAGGGGGGGGAUUCCAGGACCCCAAUAUCGCUGCGGCCUGA